CCCAGACUACCCAAAUACACGAGUCAAAUGUAAAACUAUGGAACAAGUAAACUGUCAUGGCAGACAGUUGACAAAUAUUUUUUGUUUUUAUUAAAAAGUUUUCAUUCCUUCAUUAGUUUGACAUCCGCAACUAGAAAUGGAGAAAAGUAAGACUGAUUUAGCAGCAGCAACUGAAGAUGUUGCGGAAAACAGGGAUGUCAGUAACUUAGCUGCAGAGGGGAGUAAACAAGAAAAGAGUUCUGACAAGAAAACUAGUAGUCCUGACAAGGGAACAAAGAGAUCUGACAAAGAAAUUAUGUCUACAGAGGGACCAGAUCUGACAGAAACUAAGGAAGAUAACACAGAAAGUAAAAAUAUGGAAACAAUUGAAACAUCUGCAGUAGAAGAUGUUGUGGAUAAGGUUAAAGAAAAUUCGGAGACUGAAGAAGAAAAAAUCGAAGAAACAGACUUGAAUAUAGACUGGAGCAAGGAACCAGCGCUUGAUGAUGCUGGCAGGAACCAAAUGUUUGAAGAAGGUUUAAAGCUUGACAAAGAAGGAAAGAAAUUGGAGGCACUAAAAAGAUAUUUGAAAUGUCUUGUGGGAUUGAAAGAGAAUUCACGAUUUGCUCUAUUACCUCAGUGCCUGAGAAAUAUUGGUGAUAUAUACUAUGGCAGAGAUGAAUUUGAGAAAGCUGUCAGCUUUAUUCAAGCAGAGAAGUUAUACUAUGAGAGUGUACUCAUAGAUGACUCAGAGCUGCAGAAACAUAUAGAUGAAGUAACAAAGCAGGGUGUAGGUGAUGCUGCAGACACAAACAUAGAUGCUCUCAGGGCAUCAGAGUAUGAACAGCUUGCAAAAUUAUGUCUUGAUGAAAAACAACCACAGUUAGCACUAGAAUAUGCAGGCAAGUGUACAAAGUUAAGACAGAAAGUUUUUGGUGACAAUCAUCCGCUGGUUCAACAAAGUCUUGAUUUCUUUGCCACAGUAUAUGCUGAGGUUGGAAAAGUUCAAUACACAGAAUCAAUGAGCAAGUAUGCAAAAGCUGGAGAACCUGAUAUUACCUCCCCUGCAGUAUCAUGGGAGACAACUCCAGCUGAUUCACCAAAUGAACCUACCUCAAUUCUGAGAAAAAGGAAAAAUACAGAAGGUGACAGGGAAAAGAAGGUUAGAUUUGAUGAAUCUCAAGUGCCUUCAGAUGAACAACUGGAAAAAGAGGAAAAGUGUGCUAGAUUUGUGCUACUGUGUUUCUUUUUUGCACUACUAUUUGUGCUCUUCAUCCUUGGAGUGUAUUUAUACUGCAACCUCCAGUCGCCGUCAACGUGCAGAAACUUUGGGUACUAUUUCUCCGACAAGAUGAUGCAAUUAAAAUACUGGUACUACCGAUUCUCAUCAAACGACAAUACAAAGUAUACAUAGUGUUACCACAACAUGAAGAAAUAUAGUGAAACAGGGUCUGAAAGAUUCCAACUUGUCACUUUUUAAUUUUCUUUUUCCCUUUAUUUAUCUAAGAAUAAUGUUCCAGGUGAAUCAAAACUUCAGUGUUGACACAAGUUAUUGUUGUAUUUUAUAUAGUUAUCUUUGUUAAACGAGAUUCAAUCUAGAGCUAUUAAAAUCUGUGUUUUUCUUACAUAAAAAUCAAAAUAUUGUAUUAAGGACAUACAUACAAUUAAUCAUUUUGCACUUUUGGCAACUGUUUCACAUCUUACCUGGUUAUGCACAGAAAUGACAUAUUCUUGAAUGUUGCAAAUAUGAUUUUUAAGCUGGUGGAGAAGUUCAUGCCAAAGCUUUAUCAACAAUUAAAUUUUAGGUAGUUCUGCAUGUUUGGUUAAAUAGAAGGCAUUGUGUGACAUAAUUUAUCCAGAUUAUUUAGAAUGAUAACUGGUAGCCGAAUGUAGUCGAAUGUAGUUGGAAGUCCUUAUAUCCUUUGUAUUUAGUGUUGAACAGUCAGUGCUGCAAUCUUUCUUUAAGUUUGAUGUAAAAUAAUUGAAAACGAGUAACAUAAAAAUCAGCAGUUUCAGGACUUCACUUGAUAUUAGGUGAAUUGUGAAAAGUUAAGCUCAUGAACAUAUAAAUUUAAUUUGGCCAUAUGAUUGAAAAUAGGUAAAUCUACAUGUAGGAGAAGUUAUAUUAAAAUCUUCUUUGUGGAACUUUAUCUGUAUGUGAUUUACUUACAGAAGCCUAUUGUGAAAAUUGACUAGAGGAAACAUAUUUUCAGAUCGAUCAAUAAAAGAUCAAGCACACAACCCUAUCAUUUGUAUUGGUUGAAUUUCCUUUGGAUACAAAGAUGCUUGAAAAAAAUCAGUUUGAUACAGUCCUACAUUAUAUUUGUUUCAAACAUGCAGAACUACAUAGCAGGUACUUUUCGUGUCUGAAUAUUUAUUAUGACCAAUAACCACAUACUUGUUUUAAUUAGCUAAACCUUGUUAAAUUGUCAAUGUUUAUAGUUAUAGUUACCACGUUAGAUGUCAUACAGAGAAGUUCCUUAAACUUAUUGUGCAAAAUCACUUCUGAAGGAAACAUUGUACUCUAGAAAUUCUGAAUUUCUAACAUAUUUUCAUUUUAAUUUGUCUUUAUCUAUCAGUUGGAUAUAAUGUGUGUUGUUUAAAAGAUCUUCAGGUGUUGCACUUUUUUAAUUUUUGUAUAUUAUGAUUUAAAGUGACCUUUUCUCACAUUAAGUCCAUCAGAAUUUGCAACUGCAAAAGUAGCUUUUGGUUUAAACUAAAUGGCACAUGAUGUUUUUUUUUUUGUAAAGAAUUUUAUGUUUUAAUAUAAGUGAAUCAUCUGAAACACUUCUGAAAUGUUGAGUUUACUCGGUCUAUAUCAGUUUAUUAAUAAUUUAUAUUUACUUUUACUUCUUUUGUUAUUUUCCAAUGACAGGUUUAAAUUUAAUAUCAAACACUGGAAAUGAAGAAAAGCUUGUUUUCACUCAUCUGUUAAUGAGUAUCUAUAAGUAUAUACAGUCCAGUUUACUUUUAGUGUAAGUUUAUUUUACAAAUCAAGGAAUGUGUUAGACUGGCUGCUAUAGAGAAUGGUUUCUGUACAGUGGUGGUCAUUGUAUGGAGGUGGUCAUUGUAUAGAGAUGGUCAUUGUGCAGAGGUGGUCAUUGUACAGGGGUGGUUAAUACACAGAGGUGGUUAAUGCACGGUGAUACUGGCUGUAACAAACUGGACUGUAUCUGUAUUAAACUUUGUGUAACUAUCAAUUUAGUCUGUGAUAAGGGAGUGCUCCCACAUUGUGUUGUACAUGUUAUUUAUUAGUUACUGCUUAUUUUAGUAUUCAGUAUGUUACAUAAUGGAUAUAUAGUUCAGGCAGUUUUGUUUUGUAUUAAAUACUGCUUACUUUAGCUCCUUGUCUCAGUAGGACAUAAGGGUAUGAUAGACAGACUGUGCACAUCUGGGCUAACUUUAUUCCAUUGCAGUAUAUAGCCUGAUAUUGUGCUGUGAUCGAAACACUUUAUAUAGAACCUUUUUUUCAGUAACUUGCUUCGAGGUUAAAACUUGUUUUCAUACUUUCAGCUCAAGUUUUUAUGAUAAUGGGUAAUAGGGAUAUGUGAAUCUUAACUUUCAUUUCACUUGUAGACAUUUCAUUUUAAAAAAAAAAAAAGAUGUAAUUUUAUUGUAAAAGCCUUACUAAAAGUAGAGACAUCACUCUUCUCCAGGGAAAAAAGUUAUUGAAAAAAUGUGUUCUUUACUACUGCUGUUGUUAUACACAAUUUAGGCUAAUAUAAGCUGAUCAAGCUACUAUUCACCCAGCCUACUUAAGGAACAGUCAUGUGUCACAAAAAAAGUGCACUUACAUUUGUACUAAGAAAUUAAUAUAUGUCAUUUGAAAUGUAUGUUUAUUAUCAUUUAUUCUGUCUGUGUUAUUUCUGGCACAUUUGAUUAUAUAAUAAUGGUUAGCUAAUGUACUUAACAAUUAAGGGUGUAUAUUUAUUCAUAUAUUAAUUUUUACACAAUCAGCAUUAUUUUAAAAAAUAGUAUAUUUGAAUAUUUAUGUUUUUACAUAAAUUUUGCGGCAUCAGCGUUCUACUAAUAAGUAGUAAAUGGCUUUAUUUUUGUCACAGUUAUAUUAUAUAGUCCUGAGUUCUAAAAUCAUCACUAUAAUUGAGCCGCGCCAUGAGAAAACCAACAUAGUGGCUUUGCGACCAGCUUGGAUCCAGACCAGCCUGCGCAUUUGCGCAGUCUGGUCAGGAUCCAUGCUGUUCGCUUUCAAAGUCUACUGCAAUUAGAGAAAUUGUUAGCGAACAGCAUGGAUCCUGACCAGACUGCGGAUGCGCAGGCUGGUCUGGAUCCAUGCUGGUUGCAGAGCCACUAUGUUGGUUUUCUCAUGGUGCGGCUCAUAUAGUUGUUAGAAGGUAAGAUUUGCUAUUAGUUUCUGAAUAGUUUUUAGCCUAGGAAGUUAUACAUGACUUGGAGAAAUAAGGAUUUCCUGUGGUGUUUUCAGGUUAUAUGAAGUUUCCUAGCAAGGAAAUAUACCAUAUAUUCCCCCAAGAUACACCCCUUUGGACAUUACAUCUUGCAAAAAUGGGGGGAUCUAUUAAGUUUUCUUUUACAUUGUAUUAGUAAAUACAGACUAAAUCCAACUUCUUAUAUUUACAUUCGCCCUAUUCUUUUCCAUGGAAAAUUAUGACAUUCAUUUCGUAUGAACAGCAAAAGGAAAGGCGCGAAAGUUACGUCAUUGCUGCUUAGUGGUAACCGACCACUGUGUUGACGAUGUCCGCGUAUAGUCAGGGAGAAUGUUCCUUAGAUGACGUCGCAGUUGUUUCGUCUGGUGAACAGAAUGGCCAGGAAGCUGAUUUUAAUGUUAAAUGCCACAAAGUAUGUGCAAUUAUAAUAUUAUCUUGUUUACAAAUGGAAAGGAAUAUAAUGUAAAUAUAAGAAAUGAAACUAUUUUUCAGUGUUCAUGCGAAAUGAACGACAGAAUAGAUUGGCAAAUUAAACAUGAAUUGCUAGUGCGAUUCCUGGAUUUGCUGAUCCUAUUUUGUCGUUCAUUUCGCAUGAACACCGAAAAAAUCAUUUCAUUGCUUAAAUAAAUAAAGUUUAACAUUUAUAAUACUUUCACAGUACAGGUAUUCACCUAGAACCUUUAUUAACUAAAGAAAUGUAUAUGUUUUUGAAAAUAUAGGAGGUUUAUUAAUGGGAGGGUGUUUAUUAAGGAACAUAUGGUAUGAAAUACAAAAAUAAGGAUACUUUACCAGAUAUUGAACAUUUUACUGUUUAAAGAGAACCUAAUUUAUGUUAGUCUCAGGUGUUUAACAUAUCAUAUCAAAGAUACAACUUUUAUUCAGUUUCCAAACUUUGUAAAUUUACAAUAUGUUACCUUUUUAUGCCCCCAAAGGGAGGCAUAUUAGUUUUCAACUGUCUGUCCGUUCGUUCAUUAGUUAGUUAGUUAGUUAGUUCGUUCGUCACAACGUUAACUUUUUGCAUGAAGGCACUUUACUCGCCAACCACUGUACCCAGGACCUUCAAACUUCACUUGCUGAUAGUACUUAUUGAGUAUACCACCCCUACUGACUUUGGGGUCACAAGGUCAAAGGUCAAGGUCACAGGGGCCAACGUUAACUUUUUGCAUGAAGGCCUUUUACUUGCGAACCACUGCACCCAGGACCGUCAAACUUCACAUGCUGAUAGUACUUAUUGAGUACACCAUCCCUACUGACAUUGGGGUCACCAGGUCAAAGGUCAAGGUCACAGGGGCCAACAUUAACUUUUUGCAUGAAGGCACUUUACUCGCGAACCACUGCAUCCAGGACCUUCAAACUUCACAUGCUGAUAGUACUUAUUGAGUACACCACCCCUACUGAUUUUGGGGUUACCAGGUCAAAGGUCAAGGUCUCAGGGGCCAACGUUAACUUUUUGCAUGAAGGCACUUUACUCGCGAACCACUGCAACCAGGACCUUCAAACUUCACAUGCUGAUAGUACUUAUUGAGUACAUCACCCCUACUGACUUUGGGGUCACCAGGUCAAAGGUCAAAGUCACAGGGGCCAACGUUAACUUUUUGCAUGAAGGCACUUUACUCGCGAACCAUUGCACCCAGGACCUUCAAACUUCACCUGCUGAUAGUAUUUUAUGAGUUCACCAACCCUACUGACUUUGGGGUCAC
This is a messenger RNA of Mercenaria mercenaria, 6082 nucleotides long. RefSeq lists its product as uncharacterized. The record is from RefSeq and is a predicted model, not a curated record. Bases 137 to 1393 code for a protein of 418 amino acids. Lineage: Eukaryota; Metazoa; Mollusca; Bivalvia; Venerida; Veneridae. Gene Ontology annotation, molecular function: connexin binding. The transcript is spliced from 11 exons. Gene Ontology annotation, biological process: positive regulation of Golgi to plasma membrane protein transport. Gene Ontology annotation, cellular component: trans-Golgi network; transport vesicle; plasma membrane.